Messenger RNA from Arachis stenosperma, 1302 nucleotides. Its product is annotated as MYB-like transcription factor EOBI. The coding region runs from base 42 to 809 and encodes 255 amino acids. Lineage: Eukaryota; Viridiplantae; Streptophyta; Magnoliopsida; Fabales; Fabaceae. The transcript has 3 exons. The record is from RefSeq and is a predicted model, not a curated record.
AAAAAGUAAGAUAUAGUAGUGAAAGUGAAAAAAAAAAUAUCAUGGUGGUUAUGAUAAUGGGUUCAUAUGGAGGGUGGAAGAAAGGGCCAUGGACUCAUGAAGAGGACAAGUUGCUCACUGAAUAUGUCACCUUGCAUGGGGAGGGUAGGUGGAGUUCUGUGGCCAAGUUCACAGGUUUAAAUAGGAGUGGCAAAAGUUGCAGGUUGAGAUGGGUGAAUUAUUUGAGGCCUGGUCUCAAGAAGGGUCAAUUAACACCAAUGGAAGAAGGAAUAAUAUUUGAAUUGCAUGCUAUUUUGGGAAACAAGUGGUCUACAAUAGCAAGGUACUUGCCAGGUAGAACUGAUAAUGAGAUCAAGAACUAUUGGAGAACCCACUUCAAAAAGAAAGAGGAUUCCAAGCAUAACAAGAAGCUAAAAAAGAGAAGAUCAAAGGUCACAAAAGAGCAAGUAGUAAUGGAGGACACCAACAAAAGUAAUAAUAAUAAUGAAAAUACCAAAUCCUAUGAUGAUGAGACAAAAGAAAACUACUACAAUGAUCAACACAAUAAUAUGGGGUUUAUUUACCCUAAUAAUAAUAAUCCAACAAAGUUAUUAGAGCAGCAACAAAGCUUCCCUUUGAUGCACCAAGAUUAUUUAUCAUCAUCUUCAUGGCCAGAUACUACAACAGCAGAUUAUGAUGCCUUGUGGUUUAGUUUAUGGGACUUUGAUGUACCACAGGGCUUUGAAGAACAUGUUAACAACCUCACCAAAUAUGUGCUCCCAAACCAAGCUACCUUUGGAGAUGUUUUUCAGGGUAUUAUUUUAGUUUGACAGAUCAAAAACUACUUCGUCGCAUAUCUAAAAUUUCUUUAAGAGUUUAUUAUUGGUCAAUAAUAAAUUGCUGCAUACAUAAGACGAAAUUUAAACAUACACAUAUCAUAUUCAGUCAGUCACACAAUAAAAUUAGAUGUAUGCAUUAAUUUUAAUGUAAUUGAAGCUAAAUAAAUAUAUUAUAUUUGUCAAAAAAAAGAACUCAGCUAGGAAAAAUGCAUCUAUAUAUAAAGAGCAAUGUUAGGGGCCAGCAAUUUUUGUAAUUGUUAGCCAUCAACUAGCCAUCAAUAAUGAUUUGUUGGUGUGAGAUUGGUGUGAGAUUUCAUCCAAUGGCUCACCUUCUUCUGCUGGUUAUAUGCUGGCCAAAAUUCAAUAAAACUGCUGGCUCCCUAGACUUUUCCAUAUAUAUAUAUGUAACAUAUGUAUGUAUCUUUUGCUAUUAUAUUGCAGCUGGUUCAUAUAAACUAUAUGAUGUGUUUGAUGAAAAUUUGUU